AUGGCGGGGCAAUCUGAUCCUCACCUGCCGAUGUUCACGGCACCGGAGGUCGCUCGCUGGCUGCCUCGUUUUUUCGGCCGUUCGGGGAGAAUUCCUUUGGAUUCUCUCUCAUUCUCUCUCUCUGUCUCAGGGAAAUCCAAUGCCCAAACGGUGCCUUUUGUUUCUUGAUUCAGGUGGAGUUUCUUGCCGAGGACGAGAUCGUGGAGAUCAUCCCCAACGUUCGGAUGGGAGCCCUUCACAUGAUUUGCGUAGUGCUUCGGAAGCGUUUUGACUACUUGGGCAACUUUUUUUUCUGACUUCAAUCUCUUUGAUGUAAUGCCUGUCAUUGCCGACCAGUGCAAUUGUUUCUGUGGGUGAUGCGUUACAGGGAGACUUCGGACCUUUCCUCCCACAGAUCGCGGUGAAGGUUCCUCUCUGGCUUGCAGUGGCUAUGAAGAAACGUGGGAAGUGCGCCAUUAGACCACCAGGAUGGUUAUCAGUCGGUGAGAAAGAAGGCCAUCUUUUCCUUCCUUUGUGUUCUUGUGCUGUAGCCGACUUGUAAAGCUGUUUCAGCCCUGUGAAUGCAUCUAGAUAUGUUUUGGGGAUAUUGUUAGCCUUCCCUAUGAUGCUUUAAUUCAAAAGAAAUAUUCCGAUACUGUCCAUAAUGACACAUUGGAUAAUGUAGAUACAAUCCACAUUGUUUUAUCUAUUUUCUCCCUCAUCCAUUCCGUAGAUCGGUGAACAAUUUUCGUUAGAAAUAUACUUGCCACUAAUUACGUGCUAUACCUGUUCUCAGACAACUUGACGCAGGUCUUGGAGGCAGAACGUGAGUCUCCUAGAGAGUUUCAGGCGUUGCCUUUCCACUAUGUUGAAAUUUCGAGGCUUUUGUUUGACCAGUAUGUACUGCACGCGAUUGCAUUCUUGAUUUCCCUUUGUGCCCUAUUACAAUGGUUCGAACUAAGAAAAUCACCUUGUUGCUGCAGUGCACGUGAUGACAUCCCAGACAUAUAUAUGGUGAGCAGGCGAAAAUGCUGCAUGGAAUGCUUCUCGGUUUUAAUUGUCUUGUUCUGAUUUGCUUGCUUGUAGGUGAGGUCUUUGAUUGAGGAUAUCAAAGGUGUACGUUUUCACAAGGUUGAAACCGGCUUAGAGACAAUAUCUGGUCGAACACAUGCUGUUAAGGUAUGAUUGCUUCAUGUUGGACAUGAGAAUCAGGCCUUAGUAUUUCUGAGGUCUUCAGGAAUAUAUUUCUUCGUGCAUAUAUCCUGUGAAGUUAAGUCAUAUAUAUAUAUAUAUAUAUAUAUAUAUAUAUAUAUGAUGCUGAAUUUAGCUUUUGAUCACGUGAAUUGAUCAUUCUGCGAGACGAUCCUAUUGAUUUGUUAUAGGAGGAUGACAAUGACGAGCCUUUUUACUGAUUUCAUGUGCGUCAGGAAUCCACUGAUGGUAGAAAUGUGCACAAUUAGAAUUGAUUGGUGAAUAUUUCAAGCUUUUUUCUCUUCCCACCCUACCUCAUUUUAUUUCUUCAUAUUUCAUAGGUUAAUAUCACAAGGGAUAUUUUCUAAUUUGACCAGUCAGCUCAUUCCUUUCUAAAAGCGGGUUGUUCAACAUGUCAUUGCUUUUCUCAGUUCAAAAGAGAAUUUCUCGAUUUUUCAUGGUGUUUGGAUAGAAACUUUGCGAAGCUGUACAUAGAUAACCCUUUAAUUCAUUGCUAGUCUUAGAUGUCAUGACUUUUGCGAUGGAUGUUUGACUUUAAUGGCAGUUUCUAAAUUGCAGCUGAAAAACCUAUCUGCGAUGGAAGUUAAUAUUGUACGCCCAUUUUUAGUGAGAACGUUGCAGGCCUUUUAUAAGCACGAUAGUCCCCAAAUUGUUCAACCUCAAGGAUCACUAAAUAGCAAAAGGCCACAGGCGGCAGACCGUGGUCCACGAGUAAGUAGAUUGACCUUCUAUUUUUAUAAUUCUAGUUUGACCAUGGGAUGUUGAAAAAAAGGCUCCGCGUAUUCUUUAACAAUAUGGAGGAUUUAAGUUCUAUACUUAGUUUUAUGCGUUCAAGGUUGAAUUCUAGUGCGUUGACUGCGUGCUUCUAUGGUUUUGUUUCUUCCCAUUCUUUUCGAGAGUGAUUUUUUGUUAACCUUCUCUGUCGAGCUCAUCCGACUUGUCUGCUGCGUUAUUAGCCCAUUUCAUCUGUGUCGCACUUAGGAGGCAUAUGGUUUGAAAGUGGAGCCAUGUUAUCCAUUUCUAUUAACUCUUUUGACUUCAAGCGGAGACGUGGAUCUAACUUGGUUGAGCUUUUCCUUGCAUUGGUCUCCGUCCAAACGUCACCGUCUUAUUACUGAAAGCUAUCCUCUAUCUUGACAACAUUUUUUCUUUGUUUUCAGAGAGAUCUAAGGCCGCGGUAG
Molecule: messenger RNA, 2372 nt
Organism: Spirodela intermedia
Lineage: Eukaryota; Viridiplantae; Streptophyta; Magnoliopsida; Alismatales; Araceae
Source: the annotation of a GenBank genome assembly